GCUCCACAACGGCCAGAGCACGUCAUGCUUUAUCGGCCGUAGCAAAUACAUGAAAUUAUUUGGUCGAACUGUUGACGUCUGAGCACACCGUAGAAUUGUGAAGAAUAAUUAAAAAUUGCAUUAUUUUUCUUUAUUCUAUUUUUUUUAAAUAAUUUUUUAAAGAAUAAAAAUACGUAUCCGUAGUGUGGAAUUUAAUACUUACACACAUACAGUUAACUAUAUGAUAUGCUUAAACGAUAUUAUCGUAUAAGUCGUUAGUUGAGUACGAAAGAGGAAUUACGCCGCAAUACUUGAAACCGCAAGAAGUGCAAAUCCCACAUGUACAGUGUAGUUUUUGCAACAAAAAAAAAAAAAAAAAUAAUAAUAUGAAAUGAAAACAUUAUUUAAUGAAUAAUAAAAAUUGUAUUAUUGUGUUAUUGAGUAAAACAAACAAGUGAAAAUUGAUAAAGCGAAAAGAGUCUAAUAAAUUUUAUACAUAACAAUGCAAUCGGUUAGUAGCCCAAGUCCACCAAGUACUCCGCACAUUUUGCUCAGUGCUGCAGGCAACGCCGCCAAUGAGAAACGCAAUAAAACGAUUAUGAAUUGUUUUCGGGAUCGAACGCCGAGUUACACGCGCCCCAAUUAUUAUAAUCAAAAUCAACGCCAGCCACAGCAACGUAUUUAUGAACAAAGCGGUACUGGCAGCAGUAGCGGUAGUGGUCGACCGGAAGCUGUUGUUUUUCUCAAAGAGUUACGUUCAAGUCCAAAUAAAUUAACCUUACUCAAGAGUUCAAGUACUCGCGAUCUCAGUCGUCUUGUGGACGAAGUAACUAUUGUGAAUUUUAAUAGUAACGGGAGUGUUGGUAUGUCAACUUCAUCCUCUUCCUCUUCAUCGAAUCACAAAAACACCAGUCAUACAAAUACUGGAAUAAAAAAUCUGCAAGAUUUAGAGAAACGGUUUUCACAGUUAGAAAAGGAUUUUCAGGAACAAAAGGAUUAUACAAAGUGUUUGGAAACACAAAUUCAAGAUUUAAAGAAACGAGUUGAUGAGUUAACAGAAGUGAAACAAGUAGAGAAGCGAAAAAAAUCAGCGAGUGUACGUAAGAACGUUAGCAAUCUAAAUACAAGUGUACAACCUUCCCGAUUUAAUGCGUGGUUACGUCUGACGAAUUUAUGGAAACAUCGACCAAGUAUUGAAUCCUUAAAACAGAAAAAUAUUUACAAUGACGAACCUUGUUUUGAUACGGAAAUAGAAAUGGUCCUAAAACAUGAAAUACACAAAACAGUGCCAAAAAUUGUUGUAGAUUGCUGUGAUAUUGUAUAUGAAAAAUAUCGUGAAUCGUCGGUACCGGUUGAAGGAAUAUAUAGACAGUGUGGCGAUUAUAAUAAAAUACAAACUUUGCGAUUUCGUAUUGAUGGCAAUGAUUACGAAUCGCUUCGGCAACCGAAUAUUGAUAUUCAUACAGUGACAGGAGUAUUGAAGUUGUUUUUACGUGAAAUUAAGAGUCCUUUGAUAAGUUCAAAUGAAGCAAAAACAUUUAUUGGAAAACCAAAUCAAUGGUUAUUAACUAAUUUACACACCAAAAUUGAAAUCCUUAAAAGACUGAUCCGAUCAUUACCAGAAGUAAAUCGUGAUACAAUGGAGUAUUUAUUUACACAUUUUAAUAAAUUAACUAAGGUUCCGUUGCAACAAAUCAGUGCAGAGACCUUAUCACUUUCAGUGACACCAUCAAUAUUUCAUACAGUACAAGGAGCACAAACUCAAGAUAUACAAGUUCUACUUAAAGAGAGUGAAAUUCUAGCGGAUUGUGUAAAAAUCAUGAUUGAAUACCAAAGUCGUAUAUUCGAAUGCACGGCUGAUCGGAGACAACGUCGACUUAAUGUACGGAGUUUAAGAAAGACGCUUUCGCAUCCCGAUUUAAUUUUUCAAAAUUUAUUUUAAGUAUAGGACUAAAAUAAAAAAAAAUAUUUAUUUUAUAUUUAAAUCCAGAAAAUUAUUUAAUAAAGUAAUCAUUUCCAAUUUUGUAAUACUCUAUAUUUUAAUCAGCAUUUACAUUAUUUAAUAUAAUCAUAGUAAUUUAAGAGUAUGCCAGUAAAACGUAUUAAAUAUAUUUUAGGCAUUUUCGUUCGAUAAUCGUGUGUUUGUAAUUA
Molecule: messenger RNA, 2130 nt
Organism: Teleopsis dalmanni
Lineage: Eukaryota; Metazoa; Arthropoda; Insecta; Diptera; Diopsidae
Gene: RhoGAP16F
Product: rho GTPase-activating protein 15
Exons: 5
Coding region: 482-1921 (479 amino acids)
Biological process (GO): signal transduction; regulation of GTPase activity
Cellular component (GO): cytoplasm
Source: RefSeq, a predicted model, not a curated record